Molecule: messenger RNA, 1812 nt
Organism: Ostreobium quekettii
Lineage: Eukaryota; Viridiplantae; Chlorophyta; Ulvophyceae; Bryopsidales; Ostreobiaceae
Source: the annotation of a GenBank genome assembly
AUGUGUGACGCUUUGUCGGGCAGUGCGCAUUUGUUCGAGCCAAAGGUUUUCGAACUUCUGACGGCGGUGCAGGAGGAGGAUCAAAGCCAUUUGUUUGAACAUUGGGGCUCCGUAGAUGCGCGAGAUGCAGACAAACGAAGGUUGGCCUAUCAGAUCGUGCUCCUGGAUCAAACCACCCCUGGAGGUAUUGUGUCCUACAUAAGGAGGGCAAGGGAACUCCUGAGAGACUCAAGAGACGGUGUUAACCCUUUGGAUGGCUACACUCCAAGUGUGCCAGAGGGUGUUAGACUUGACUUUGGGAGUUGUGAAUACAAAGAGCUCCAGAGUGCAGGUGCAACUGCAGCUGCUUCUGCAGCCUUUGUGUUGGUGGCUGGAGGCCUGGGUGAGCGCCUGGGCUAUUCUGGCAUCAAGAUUGCGCUGCCAGCAGACACAGCACGUGGAGUCAGCUUCCUUCAGCUGUAUAUUGAGAGCAUAUUAGCACUGCAGGAACAGGCAGUUGCUAGGGGGCAGCAGGAUUGUGAGCUGCCAUUGAUCAUAAUGACAUCUGAUGACACUCAUAAACAGACAGUGAAGUUCCUGGAGGAGAAUUCAAAUUUCGGGAUGAAUCCUGGGCAGAUUGCCCUGUUAAAGCAGGACAAAGUGGCCUGUCUAUCAGACUCAAAUGCUCACCUGGCACUGGAUGCCUCUGAUAGCUUCCGAAUUCAGACCAAACCGCACGGCCAUGGAGACGUCCACUCCCUCAUCCAUGCGGCAGGGUUGCCCCAGAAAUGGCAUCAGCAGGGUUUGAAAUGGGUGUGUUUCUUCCAAGACACGAAUGCACUUGUGUUCAAUGGAUUACUGCCUGCACUGGGAGCCAGCGUGCGAGAGAACUAUGCUGUCAACUCGCUGGCAGUCCCAAGAAAAGCCAAAGAGGCCAUCGGGGCGAUCGCCAAGCUGCGGCGAGAGGACGGACAUGAGAUGACAGUGAACGUGGAAUACAAUCAGUUGGGUCCAUUGCUGAAAAGCACAAUAAGUGAGGAGGGGGAUGUGAACGACGACUCAGGGUUUUCGCCAUUCCCAGGAAACAUUAACCAAUUGGUGCUGAAGGUGGAUGAGUACGCCAGGCAGCUGCAGAGCACGGGUGGCAUCGUCCCAGAAUUUGUCAACCCAAAGUACAAAGAUGAAUCGAAGACUGAGUUCAAGAGCAGCACUCGGCUAGAGUGCAUGAUGCAGGACUACCCAAGAGGACUUGCACCAGAUGCCAAGGUUGGCUUCACAGUCAUCAAUCAGGUGUGGUCAACAUAUUCACCUGUGAAGAACUCACCAGAGGCUGGCCGCUUGAAGGUUGCGGCUAACUGUCCCUCACAUACAGGCACAUCAGCUGAAGCCGAUGUGUAUCAUUCUCAUUGCUCCAUGCUGAGGCAGUUGGGUGCCCGUGUGGCAGCUCCAGAGGCUGUACUGUUCAAUGGGAUUCGAGUGCAUCUAGGGCCACGCAUUACAUGGUCGCCAUCUUUUGCUCUUACAUUCCAUGAGCUGGAGGAAAAACUAAACGCAGCAGAGUUGAGUGUCAGCCAGAGGUCUGUUCUCAUUAUCGAGGGUGCUGAUGUCCACAUCGACUCGUUGAAGGUCGACGGAGCUUUGUGGAUCCGCUGUGGAAAGGGGGCCCAGGUUCGCAUGCAGGGGUUUAAUGUGUGGAAUGCGGGGUGGGAAUGGCAACCGCUGGACGACACGCAUCCAGGAACGGAACAGGAGCAGAUCAGAGGAUUCCAUGUCAAGAAGAAUGAGACAGCAUAUCAGGAUGUCUUGGUCGCUGUUCCUUCGCAGCGUGCAUGA